GUUAUUCGUUGUGCAGCAAAAUUGGAAGAGAGAGUUUAUUCGCGACAUACACUGUUAUUUAUAAACUACUCGAUCGAGCCGAACACUCGAAAUUGAACGAAGAAUGUUCGUGUUUCGUUAAGCACGAUAUGAAGUGACAGGGCUGUGCCUGAACAUCCUCCCCCCCUUGACGCAAGUCAACAAACAAAACAAAAACAAUCAAAAUAAACAGAAAUUAGGUGCAUGUGCUCUCGUCGGCCUCUGCCACAGUGUUACUACCCGUGUCAGCUUGUCGUCUCCGGUGUGCACCUGUACGAUACGUGCGAGUGGCCAACGGGUUGGGGGGAGGAAAUCAUCCUUCAGGAUAACCAGUCUGCCAGGAAAGAUGCUGUCGUUCCUCUUCGCCAUGGUGUUAUCACGUUGCAUCUCUUGCAGGUAUUCCGUCGUCCAGUGCUUCCAGAAGCGCUGCACCAUUACUUGCCACUUCUGCAAGUCGCUGAGGGUGCAGGAACGAAGAUGGGUGUAGUCCGGCUCGGGGACAGCAUGCAUCGAUGUGCCCACGAGGAAAUGCGCUGGGGUAAGUGCCGAUAGCUCGUUAGGGUCGUCUGACAUAGGUAGGAGAGGACGCGAGUUCAUCGCCGCCUCAAUCUGAUGUAGGACAGUUGUGUAGCCUUCGUAGGAUAGUCGCGUGCUGCCUAACUGCCGAAAAAGGUGUCGCUUGGCGGUCUUCACAGCUGCUUCCCACAAUCCGCCGAAAUGUGGUGCCUUGGGAGGGGUGAAGUGCCAAUUGAUGCCGCGGUUAGUGCAAUCUGUCACAAUUAGAUGUAGCUGCUGUUCAUCGCGAAACAUUUCGAACAGCUCGUGAAGCUUCCUCGCCGCGCCUUCGAAGUUUUUCCCGUUGUCUGAAUGUAUGUGUGCCGGUAAACCGCGUCGUGCUGUGAAUCUGUGUAAUGCAGCUAAAAAACCAGCAGUAGUUAGAUCACUUACCAGCUCCAAGUGUGCGGCCUUAGUGGAAAAACACACAAACACGCAGAGGUAGCAUUUUCCCGGGGCGGCUCGUUUAUGGGCUGGCUUCAGGUAUAAUGGACCGGCGUAAUCCACUCCGGUAACACUAAAAGGCCGGCUGGGAGUGAUGCGCUGCGCUGGAAGCUGUCCAAGUUGUUGCUGUUCAAGUGUCGGUCGCUGUCGAAUGCACCGAAAACAAUUCUGCACAAUGUGCUUAACAAGAUGCCUUCCAUCUAACGGCCAAAACUCUUCGCGAAUUCGAGAUAGGAGCAGCCUUUCUCCUCCAUGACGAAGCUCCUCGUGUUGAUACUUUGCGAUCAAUUGCGCGAACGGAUGUUUCUUGGGAAGCAAAACAGGAUGCUUCGCUUGGUAGGGAAGUUGAGAUAGUCGUAAACGUCCACCUACACGGAUGAUCCCUUGUUCGUCAAGGAAUGGACUUAGUGCACGUAAAGGUGAUUGCCUCAUGACUUCGUUUCCCUUUUUGAGCUGCCCGAGUUCAGCUGAAAAUGCAUCCUGCUGUGCUAGGCGGCUUAACACAGUGUUUGUUGUUUCCAUGUACUCGGGUGUGACGAUUAAAGGUGCGGGGUGCUGUGCUGCUGUUCGCUGAGUGCGUGCCUUUUCCUUAGCGUUACGUGUGAAGCGAAUGCAGUAUGAUACGAUACGCAGCAAUCGCUUGUAGCUAGAACACAACGCAAACCAAGGGUGAUUAGUGGUUGUGUUUACAACGGCAGCACUCACCUGGCGAAUCUCUAGAUUCGUUUCGUUGGCUGGUUCCGGGUUAGAGUUGGGCCAGAUGGAAGCGGGCAAAGAUAGCCAAUCCGGACCGAAGCUCCACAGUUUGCUUUUCAGGAAAUCAGUGGCUGACAUGCCUCGUGAAACCAGGUCAGCAGGAUUAGACGCGCCGGGUACAUGUCUCCACUGCCGCGGGUGUGAGUAAUGCUGCACUUCAGAUACCCGGUUAGCCACAAACGUUGCCCAUGUGUUGGGUGUGGCGCUGAUCCAGGUUAAGGUGAUGGUGGAAUCCGACCAAAAGAAAGAUUCUGCAACGUUGGUCCCCAUCGCCUUCUUUACUCGGUGAUGCAGGUGUGCUCCUACUACCGCAGCGCAUAGUUCAAGGCGGGGUAGUGUGACGCGCUUGAGCGGUGCCACACGCGAUUUGGAAGAAAGCAACGUUAUGCGAAUCUGCCCACCUUCGCCUUCACAACGCGCAUAAAUGCAGGCUCCAUAUGCUGCCUCCGAUGCAUCACAGAAGGUAUGUAGCUGAAUACGCGCACCAGGUAGAAGCGCAUAACGACUAACCUUGAAUUUAGAGAUGAGUUGCCAAUCCUCUUGUAUUGUUUUCCAUUUCUUCCAGAUAGUAUCUGGAACAUACUCGUCCCAACCAGCUUUCUGCAACCAUAAUUCCUGCAUCA
Messenger RNA from Anopheles coluzzii, 2396 nucleotides. RefSeq lists its product as uncharacterized. Lineage: Eukaryota; Metazoa; Arthropoda; Insecta; Diptera; Culicidae. The record is from RefSeq and is a predicted model, not a curated record. Bases 223 to 570 code for a protein of 115 amino acids. The transcript is spliced from 2 exons.